CGGAAUCACAAGCAAAAUCAUCUUUCGGCAGCCUGUCUAUUGUGGUCAAUGGUACAAAUUAUAAUAUAUAUAUAAAAUAAAAAAAUAAAAAAUGGGAAGAGAUAUAGAAAUAUGUGAUGAUGAGUCAUGCUUUUUUCUUGCAUUUGCUAAUCAGCAGCUGCAUCCACUUCCCCAGCUGCAUCUACUUCCCCAUCAUUAUUCUGUGUCUGUAGAUUUUUUCGUCUUUUUUUCCAUUUUGACUUUGCGUUUUUCAUUGUUUUACUUCUCCAUUCAUCCCCAAUUCCUCUGAUUAAUAACCUCUAGUAAGUGAGGAGAUGGAGCAAGAAAUGGCAGAGCUUCUUCCUCUAAACCGAGGAUCUAAAAUGGAGGAUUCAGAGAGGCAAACUUUUUCACAUUUUUCUCUGAUUCCAAUUAAAAGUAGAGAGAAGGGUGGACUAAUUACCAUGCCUUUUAUCAUAGCAAAUGAGGCACUGGAGAAUGUGGCGAGCUAUGGGCUUUUACCAAAUAUGACAUUUUAUUUGAUGAGAGAAUACAGGAUGGACAUUACUACAACUCAAAAUCUUCUGUUUUUCUGGUCAGCUACUACUAAUUUUUUGCCUAUUGUUGGAGCUGUUGUUGCUGAUUCAUAUCUAGGUCGAUUCCUUACUAUUGGCCUUGGUUCCAUCUUCAGUUUCCUGGGAACAGUAGUGCUGUGGUUAACAGCAAUGAUUCCGAAAGCAAGGCCUCCGCCUUGCUAUCAAUCAGGACAGGCUUGUAAAUCUACAACGACAUCACAAUACAUGCUCUUGGUUUUCUCGUUUCUGCUCAUGUCAAUUGGUGCUGGAGGUAUAAGACCGUGUUCUUUAGCCUUUGGUGCUAACCAGUUUGACAAGGGAGGUAGUAAUCCCAAGAAGCAUACAGUGUUGGAGAGCUUCUUUGCCUGGUAUUAUACUUCAUCCAUAGUCUCUGUUCUGAUUGCCCUGACAGGUAUCGUUUACCUUCAAGACAGACUGGGGUGGAAAAUAGGUUUUGGAGUUCCUGCAAUCCUCAUGUUCUUAUCCGCGCUGUUUUUCUUCAUUGCUUCUCCGUUUUAUAUCAAGCCAAAGGUUCGCUCAAACGUGUUUGCCAGCUUUAUACAAGUACUUGUCGUUGCCUGCAAGAAUAGGAAACUCUGCUACCCCAAUCAGAACUCUGAUUACCAUCACAAGAAUGGUUCAGGACCUCAAGUGCCAACGGAUAAAUUGAGAUUCUUAAACAAAGCUUGCAUCAUUAAAAGCCCUGAAGAUGUUAAGCUAAAUGGAGGUGCAGCCAAUCCAUGGAACCUUUGCACAGUGGAGCAAGUUGAUGAGCUAAAAGCCCUCAUUAGAGUAAUGCCAUUGUGGUCAACGGGGAUCAUGAUAUCAAUAAACUUGAGCCAAAGUUCAUUCCCACUACUACAAGCUCAAUCCAUGAAUAGACAUCUAACUAAAGGAUUCCAACUUCCAGCAGGGUCAUUCGGGAUGUUUUUGAUGAUUGCAUUAACAAUUUGGGUAUUACUGUAUGACCGCGUGAUGCUUCCAUUGGCAUCAAAGAUCAAAGGAAGACCAGUUCGUCUAAAACCUAUAGUCAGAAUGGGACUUGGUAUAUUCGUGUCUUGCUUGUCCAUGGUAGUCUCUGGUAUUAUCGAACAUAUUCGACGAAGAAGAGCAAUCAGUGAAGGGCUGUUGAACAACUCGCAGGGGUUGGUGGAGAUGUCAGCAUUGUGGCUCAUUAUACCAAACAGUUUAAAUGGGAUCGCAGAGGCAUUCAGCGCGAUCGGCUCCACAGAGUUCUAUUAUUCGGAGCUCCCAAAGAGUAUGUCAAGUAUUGCAUCUGCUCUUUUAGGACUGGGAAUGGCAGUGGCAAGUCUUUUAGCAAGUGUGAUUUUGAAUGCUGUGGAUAAGUACACCAAAGGAGAAGGAACAGAAAGUUGGGUUUCAAGCAAUAUCAACAAGGGACACUAUGAGUAUUACUACUGGCUUCUUGCUCUAUUGACAGGUUUUAAUCUGCUUUAUUUUGUGGCUUGUUGCUGGCAAUAUGGACCUUCUGCUGAUGUUGACAUCACUAAGAGAAUGAUGGAGCUUAGUGAUGAUGAUGAUCAUCUUCCAGGCAAACUCAACUGAAAAAACUCAGGUAAACUCAGUGAAAUGCGCCAAAUUAUGCUAGUUUACCACAGUCAAAUUAUAAAUUGAGAUACUAAUAUAUACUUAUGAAGCUAUAAAGCUUAUGAAAAAGAUGUGUGGUCUUCA
Messenger RNA from Solanum verrucosum, 2246 nucleotides. Its product is annotated as protein NRT1/ PTR FAMILY 1.2-like. Gene Ontology annotation, molecular function: transmembrane transporter activity. The coding region runs from base 315 to 2120 and encodes 601 amino acids. The transcript is spliced from 3 exons. The record is from RefSeq and is a predicted model, not a curated record. Gene Ontology annotation, biological process: oligopeptide transport; transmembrane transport. Gene Ontology annotation, cellular component: plasma membrane. NCBI's taxonomy places the organism in Eukaryota, Viridiplantae, Streptophyta, Magnoliopsida, Solanales, Solanaceae.